CUCAUCACUUACCCCUGCAAGAUGGUUUACUCAAUAGUGGUGUACUCUGCUCUCUACUCACCAAUGUACACGCACCUAGAUGCAGUCGUAACAUUUACGGAUGUCGGAGAAUGUUCAAGAAAAACAUGAAAGUCCUGCAUAUAAUGAAACUGAAAUCCAUCAUUAUGAAACUGACUACAGUAAUGAAGAAACUGAAAUCAGUCAUGAUGAAACUGAAAUCAGUGAAGAGCCAGAGAAUGUUCCAGAAGAACAUGAAAGUCCUGCCUAUGAAGAAACUGAAAACAGUCAUGAUGAAACUGAAAACAGUCAUGAUGAAACUGAAAACAGUGAAGAGCCAGAUAAGGUUCCAGAAAAACAUGGAAGUUCUGCUGAUGAUGAAGCUGGAAUCAGUCAAGAGCCAGAGGAGGAUGAACCACCUUUUCGUGAGAUCGAGUUCAUGACUGUUAAAGAAGGACCUCCGGUGGAUGGUAAACCACAUGCAAUGCCUAACCGUGAAAUUCAGAUCAUGUAUCUUAAGGAAUAUCCGGCAGAGGGUGACCCAAAUACAGUAGCUUACCGUGAGAUUGAGUUCAUAAGUAUUAAAGAAGGAUGUCCGAACGGCUUCCCAUUCAAAAAACGAAACCGUUUAGUAGGACUGCUAGCUGUCACCGAUUUUUGCUGUGGGUGCACCCUCAGGACGGGCUCCAUCAUCACCGCUGUCUUGUUUCUGGUUUGGAGCCUUGCGCAGAUAGCGGCUGCAUCAUAUGCUUUGUUCCUGAUGGGCAACACUUAUUCCGUAUAUACGACUUGGGCAGCAACUGACAAAAUAGUAACUGCAUACCUCACAUAUUACGUUAUCGAGGUUAUCUGUGACAUAAUUCUCAUCAUUGGAGCCGUUAAGGACAAGACUGUAUUGUUUUUACCAUGGAUGAUUAUUCAAGUCCUGGUGGAUGUAUUAUUGGCUGUAGUAGGCGUUGUUGCAUGGGCUGCUGAUUUUUGGUAUGAACUUCCUUUUGAUGGCCUUAAUAUAUCUUUUUCCGCUGGCAUCUACUUGUUUUCAGACAUGUACUUCCUGCGAGUUGUCUACAGCUACUACAGAACACUACAGAAAUCAGAUGCUGUCAGGGUAGUGGUAUAUGACAGAAAUUUUUGGUGAGGUGAUUACAGUUGGCAGUUGAAUCACCAUUACUUCUGUAAAAUGCAUAGCUCAUGAAAUUUCUUUGGAUGUUUCUGAAUGUUGAAGGAAGAAAAGUUAUCAUUAUCAUGAUUAGUUUUGACAAUGAAUGUAGGAUACAGAUAUAACAUUUAUCAUGAA
This is a messenger RNA of Schistocerca cancellata (South American locust), 1294 nucleotides long. RefSeq lists its product as uncharacterized. The coding region runs from base 101 to 1135 and encodes 344 amino acids. The transcript has 12 exons. Lineage: Eukaryota; Metazoa; Arthropoda; Insecta; Orthoptera; Acrididae. The record is from RefSeq and is a predicted model, not a curated record.